Messenger RNA from Oikopleura dioica, 1065 nucleotides. NCBI's taxonomy places the organism in Eukaryota, Metazoa, Chordata, Appendicularia, Copelata, Oikopleuridae. The record is from the annotation of a GenBank genome assembly.
AUGAGGAAUUUGAAAGAAAGCUGGAAUUUAUUUGUUUUUCUUAUUAAUUUUUCAUCGGCGCAGAAAGUAGAGAGAAUUUACAACGGAAAAGAUUCAAACGGAUAUGUCUUUCUUGCGUCGAUCAUUGAAGAAAAUAACGUGAUCAGCUGCGGCGGCUCACUCAUAUCCGAUGAUCUUGUUCUCACAGCCGCGCAUUGCGUAAUUACGGGAAAAAUUGCGAAAAACACAGGUUCCGCAGAUUCAUCAUUUUUCAAUUUGGAUAUUCAACAAACACCUCUCUGGGAUGUGAGCCGGAACCGAUCAUACCCGGUCGCCUUUGGUUUGAGCAGCUCAAAAACGCUUGAAAACGCACUUGUUCGAUUCGUUUCCGAUGCUUACUGCCACAGCGAUUAUGCCCCCCUCAGUGACACGUUCCGUAACGACAUUUGCCUCUUGCGUCUUUCCACCCCGAUUCUUCCUGAAGACGUGAGCUCGUUAAUUCAAGUAAAACACGUUUGCUCGUCCAAAGAAAAGUGCCAAAAGAAUCUUUGUCUUCCAAGAAGCGCGCAGGAAGAACCGCCAAGUGAGUGCGUCGUUGCUGGAUUUGGCUAUACAGAAGAAUAUAUCAAUUCCAACCCGCCGCAGCUUCAAGAAACAGUUGUCAAAUACUACUCGCAUGAGACUUGCUCGAAGUGGCACAAAGAUUUCAACCUUUUUGAGGGAGAACAUUUUUGCUACGGGAUGAAGGAUGGCUCAUCAGAUAACUGCGAGGGCGAUUCCGGUGGGCCUCUUAUCUGUCCUUCGUCUAAAGAAGGAACACUCGUCCAAGUCGGCGGAAUCGUUUCAUUCGGCAAGCGCGGAAUCUGCGAACGUAGCCCGGAAGAGAACAAGAAAUCUCCUGGAGUCUACACAAACGUGGCCAAAUAUCUCUCUUGGAUUCAAAGCAUCGAGCCAGAAAUCGAUCUUUCUUGCGCUUCGGAAAGAAACUACUACGCGCUAAGCAGCAGUGCAUUCAGCAUUUCAUUCCAAAUCAUCGCAAAUCAAAGUUUUUUUAUUUUGAUGUUAUUGCUCGUUUUUCUUGAAUAA